Messenger RNA from Babesia microti strain RI, 696 nucleotides. Its product is annotated as Glucose-induced degradation protein 8 homolog. Lineage: Eukaryota; Apicomplexa; Aconoidasida; Piroplasmida; Babesiidae. Gene Ontology annotation, molecular function: protein binding. Bases 1 to 696 code for a protein of 231 amino acids. The record is from RefSeq and is a predicted model, not a curated record. The transcript is spliced from 4 exons.
AUGACUGAAACAUCUGAUUCCUCAAAAUCUACCUUCGACAUUAACGUAUGGUCUAAGGCAGUUCAAGGAAUAAAUGUUUCUGACGAUGAAUUGCAGGCAGUGGUCGAGAAUUAUCUUAUUUGUAACGCACUGGAGGAGACGUUGGUUUGUUUUAGGAAGGAAUCGCAUUUGGACACAACUAUUGACAUGCCGCCGAUAAAUUUCCGCAAGAAAAUAACUGAAGCCAUCCUUUCUGGUGAUGUAACUCAUGCAAUUGAACUUAUAGAUGAAUUGGAUCCAGAAAUUCUGCAAAUUAAUUAUGAAAUAACAUUCCUACUCAAGCAGCAUCAUUUAAUUCAUUUGAUACAAAAGAACAACGCAUUGGAAUCGCUCAACUUUGCUAAAACAGAACUAGUUCCCUGUAUAAAAGAUAAUGUAUCACUCGAAGCAAAUCUCGAAGAAGCUUUAUCACUUCUAGUAUUUUCUGAUAAAACAUGCCCAGAAGCACAACAAUUGAUUAGGGAAUUGGAUAGGAAACAGGAUACUGCUGAACGUGUGGAUCAGAUGUUGCUUAAACAUUACAAAGUUGAUUCAAAACCACUUCUAACAAGCAUUAUUCAGGAAAUGAAAAAGACUCAGGGAUCUCUAACAGGUAAAUUGGCAGUGGAUGUACCAACAUUGGAACAAUUGUCAAGGGGGGGGUUUUUGACUGGUUAA